Molecule: messenger RNA, 3651 nt
Organism: Onychostruthus taczanowskii (white-rumped snowfinch)
Lineage: Eukaryota; Metazoa; Chordata; Aves; Passeriformes; Passeridae
Gene: ITGA10
Product: integrin subunit alpha 10
Exons: 26
Coding region: 40-3375 (1111 amino acids)
Biological process (GO): integrin-mediated signaling pathway; cell-cell adhesion; cell-matrix adhesion
Cellular component (GO): integrin complex; external side of plasma membrane
Molecular function (GO): integrin binding
Source: RefSeq, a predicted model, not a curated record
GCAAUCCCGUGGCUCAGCAGCAGCGCCGGCCACCUCGGCAUGACUCUGUCGCACUCCGAGGACGGCGGCUCUGUGGAAUGCGGCACCUCCGUGUUCAGCACCGGCCGCUGCGUCCGGCUCGACGAGGAGCUCCGGCCGCUGGGCACCGUGGCGCCCACAGCCCAGCGUUGUCCUACCUUCAUGGACAUCGUCCUGGUGCUGGACGGCUCCAACAGCAUCUACCCCUGGGAGGAGGUGCAGGCCUUCCUGGGGAACAUCCUGGGGCGCUUCUUCAUCGGGCCUGGGCAGACACAGGUCGGGGUGCUGCAGUACGGGGAGCGCCUGGUGCAGGAGUGGGCGCUGGGGGAGCACCCCACGGCCCAGAGCCUGCUGGAGGCCGCGCGGAACCUGACGCGGCAGGAGGGGAGGGAGACCAGGACGGCCAUGGCCAUCCGGGAGGCAUGCACCGAGUCCUUCAGCGAGGCGCGGGGCGGGCGCCCGGGGGCGGCGCGGCUGCUGCUGGUGGUGACGGACGGCGAGUCCCACGACGGCGACGAGCUGCCCGCGGCGCUGGCCGAGUGCGACCGGCGCAACGUCACCCGCUACGCCGUCGCCGUGCUGGGGCAUUACCUGCGGCGGCAGCAGGAUCCCGAGGAUUUCAUCCGGGAGAUCAAGACCAUCGCCAGCGACCCCGACGAGAAGUAUUUCUUCAACGUCACGGACGAGGCUGCCCUCAAUGACAUCGUGGAUGCUCUGGGAGAUCGGAUCUUCAGCCUGGAAGGCACCCACGGCGACAACGAGAGCGCCUUCGAGCUGGAGAUGUCCCAGAUCGGCUUUUCCGUCCACCACCUCGAGGACGGGAUCCUCUUCGGCAUGGUCGGAGCCCACGGCUGGGAGGGCGGAGUGCUGCAGGAGCGGCAGCGCGGCCGCGUGGUCCCGGCCCGCGACGCCUUCCAGGAGGAAUUCCCGCCGCAGCUGCGGAACCACGCGGCCUACCUGGGCUACUCGGUGUCCUCGCUGCAGCUCCCGGGGGGGCAGCGCCUCUUGGUGGCCGGUGCCCCCCGAUUCCAGCACAAGGGCAAGGUCGUCCUCUUCCAGCUGGACCCCCGGGGGACCGUGACGGUGGCCCAGGCGCUCGUGGGGGACCAGAUCGGCUCCUACUUCGGCAGCGAGGUGCUGGCCCUGGACCUGGAGGGAGAUGGGGACAGUGAGCUGCUGCUGGUGGCAGCGCCCUCCUACCUGGGGGGGCAGAGCUGGGAGACCGGGAGGGUCUACGUGUACCGUGUGGGGCAGGCCCGGCUGAGCCCCGCGGGCUCGCUGCUCCCGGAGCCGCGGCCGCAGGAUUGCGGGUUCGGCUCGGCGCUGGGCGCGGUGCCCAACCUGAGCCAGGACGGGCUGGCGGGGGCCGUGGUGGGCGCGCCGCUGGAGGACGGGCACCGAGGGGCGCUCUACGUGUUCCACAUCGGCCCCCGCUCGCUGCUGCCCCGCCGCGCGCAGCGCGUGGGGGCGGCGGCGCUGGGCUGGAGCCUCCGCUACUUCGGGAUCAGCGUGGACGGACGGGCGGACAUGGACGGGGACGGACUGGUGGACGUGGCCGUGGGGGCUCGGGGGGCGGCCGUGGUGCUGCGGUCCCGCUGGAUCCUCCAGGUGGCCGCGGCGGUGUCGGUGGAGCCGGCGGCCAUCAGCGUCACCCGGCGGAACUGCCGCCGCGGCGGCUCCGGCGCCGUCUGCCUCCGCGCCCGCCUCUGCUUCCGCGGGCGGAGCCGCGCCCCGAGCGCGCCCCCGGGGCUGGCUGUCGAUCUGCGCUACACCGUGUCCCUGGAGGAGCGGGUCCCGGGAUCCCGAGCUGCCUUCGAGCCCGGCGCCCGCCGGCUGCUGCAGCGCCGCGCGGAGCUGCGGCUGGGCGGGCAGAGCUGCGCCCGCGUCCCCUUCCACGUCCUGGACACCUCGGAUUACCUGCGGCCCCUGAGCCUCAGCCUCAGCUGGGCGCUGGGGGCGGCCGCCGGCGCGGUGCUGGAUGAGGCGGCUCCCACCUCGCUCCGCAAACUGAUCCCGUUUUUCAAGGAUUGCGGCGACGACGACGAGUGCGUCACCGACCUGGUGCUCAAGGCCACCACGGACAUCGUGGGCUCCAGGCAGAGCCCCCACAUCCUGCGGAAGGGCCGGAGGAGGAUGCUGGUGGAGGUGGAGCUGGAGAACCGGCAGGAGAACGCCUACAACGCCAGCCUGUGGCUGCACCUGUCUGAGAACCUCCACUUCUCCAGCCUCGUGCUCCAGGAGCCCAGCUCGGUGAAGUUGGAGUGCUCAGCCCUGGGGGGGCACCGCUGGCGCUGCAGUGUGGGGUACCCCGUCUUCCGCUCGCAGGCCAAGGUGUCCCUCACGCUGGAGCUGGAGUUCAGCUGCUCCGUCCUGCUGGACCUGGCCGAGGUCACGCUCAGGGCCACCAGUGACAGCACCGAGGUGACACCGCAGGACAACGUGGUCAAGCUGUCUGUCCCCAUCCGCUACGAGGCCAACCUGUUCCUGUCCAGCACCACCAACCUGCCCCGCUACGAGCUUCACCCCCCGGGCACGUUCACCGCCAGCCCCGGCCCCGAGUUCAGCACCACGGUCAAGGUGCAGAAUUUGGGGUGCUACCCCCUCCAGAACGUCACCCUGCACAUGGCCCUGCCAGCACUCGGCCAGCACGGCGCCACCAUGCUGUCUGUCACCGAGCUCCUGCCUGGAAACGCCACCUGCAGGCUGCACCCCCCCGAUGGAGGCACCCCGGUGGUCGCGGUGCCCCCCGAGGAUCUGCUGCACACCGAGAGGCUGGUAGGGCUGGCUGUGCCCCCCACCGGGGUUUGGGGGGGUCCCCAAAACUCCGGGGGGGUUCAGGGGGGUCCCCAACAUUCCAGAGGAUUUGGGGGGUUCAGGGAUUUGGGGGGUCCGGGGAUUUGGGGGUCCGGGGUCCCCACACUCCAGCGGAUUUGGGGGUCCGGGUCCCCGCCCCUCGCCCCCCAGGACUGCUCCAGCAGCCGCUGCCAGGAGCUGCGCUGCCGCCUGGGCCCGCUGCAGCGCGGCGCGGCGCUCUCCGUGCGGCUCCGGCGCAGCCUCCACCUGCGGUUCUUCAGCGCGGUGAAAUUCCGGAGCCUGCGGAUCGUGGGCAGCGUCUGCCUGGGGGUCGGGGGGGGGCUGCUGGUGCUGGAGGAGGGGGCUCAGUGCAGGGAGCUGGUGCUGGAGGUGCUGCGGGGCCGCCGCGUGCCCGUGUCCCUCUGGAUCCUGGGGGGCAGCGCCCUGGGGGGGCUCCUGCUGCUGGCCCUGCUCAGCCUCGGCCUCUGGAGGCUGGGAUUCUUCUCCCACCCAAAACCCCCCCGGGAGGAGGAGGAGGAUGAGGAUGAGGACGAAGAGCACUGAGGUGACAGCUCUGCUGGUGGCAGGAGGACACCCAGGAACGUCCCCCUGGGUCACAUCCCGGCGUUUGGGACGGGUGGAGGGACGAGGAGGAGCCCCCCCACCCCGAGGAUGGAGCGGGGGAACAUCUGGAACAUCUGGAAGUGGGAAAAGUGGGAAUGCCCUGGAAUGGAGCAGCUGCAGCAAUAAAGCUCCAGCCUGGGGAACUGCUGAUGGGCUGGGAGAGGAAAUUCCUUCAUCCGGGGGGGAAAAAAACUCAGGAAUGAUCCCAGAUGUGAC